This is a messenger RNA of Colossoma macropomum (tambaqui), 2556 nucleotides long. Its product is annotated as extracellular calcium-sensing receptor-like. Gene Ontology annotation, molecular function: G protein-coupled receptor activity. Gene Ontology annotation, cellular component: membrane. The coding region runs from base 1 to 2556 and encodes 851 amino acids. NCBI's taxonomy places the organism in Eukaryota, Metazoa, Chordata, Actinopteri, Characiformes, Serrasalmidae. The transcript has 6 exons. Gene Ontology annotation, biological process: G protein-coupled receptor signaling pathway. The record is from RefSeq and is a predicted model, not a curated record.
AUGCUGCUGCUAGAGCUACUACUACUAAUCUCCAUGCCCAUUCAGGCAGAGGAGUCAGUGUGUAGGAGACUGGGCACAGCACUGCUGCCUGAACUGACCAAAGAGGGUGAUUUCAACAUUGGAGGCAUCUUCAACUUUCGCACAGGGCAGGAUGGACAAACAUUUACAUUUCAGAGCUUACCAGCACAAGCAAAAUGCAAAACUUUCAGUUACAGGGAGGUCCAGUUUGCCUUCACCAUGAUCUUUGCAACAGAGGAGAUAAAUAAAAAGUCAAAUAUUUUACCAAACCACACACUGGGAUAUAAAAUCUACAAUGCAUGUGGUUUUGCAAAUAUCAUCGAGUCUGCAAUUGCACUGUCAAAUGGGCAAAGGCCUAUUAUCAAUGAAAGCAACUGUACUAAGGCAGACACUGUUCAUGCUAUAAUAGGCAACUCAGCAUCCACUCCAACCAUGGGGUUUGCAAGGAUAAUCGGUCGAUUUUCUAUUCCAGUGAUCAGUCAUUUUGCCACCUGUGCUUGCUUGAGCAACAGAAAAGAGUUCCCUUCCUUCUUCAGAACCAUUCCCAGUGAUUACUACCAGAGCAGAGCACUGGCUCAGCUAGUCAAGUACUUUGGCUGGACCUGGGUAGGAGCCAUAAGUAACAAAUAUGAUUAUGGAGUGAAUGGAAUCGCCACAUUUAUUACGGCAGCCCAAGAGGAAGGGGUGUGUAUAGAGUACUGGGAAACCUUUACAAGCACAGAUUCCGUGAGUUCACUAGCACAAAUAGUGCAUGUUAUAAAACACUCCACAGCAAAGGUGGUAAUGGCCUUCAUGUCUCAUGUAGAGAUUAAGGUCUUGGUAGACUUAUUACAUAAGCAGAACAUCACAGGACUGCAGUGGAUUGGCAGUGAUGCCUGGAUCACAGACAACACUCUCACAGAGAGCCUGGGGUAUGCUGCCCUUAUUGGUUCUGUAGGUUUCACUGUGCCCAGGGCUCAAAUCCCUGGACUAGACCUUUUUCUACAGGAAGUGAACCCCUCACGAUUCGCCAACAGCAUUUUUCUUAAAGAAUUCUGGGAAAGUGUCUUUAACUGCUCACUGACUCCAAGAGCAGGUCUAAGGACAUGUAAUGGCUCUGAGCAUUUUAAAAAUGUAAAAACUUUCUUUACUGAUGUAUCUGACUUAAGGUUCACAAACAAUGUCUACAAAGCUGUUUAUGCAGUGGCCCAUGCUCUCCACAACCUGCUUUCAUGUGAGGAAAACAAAGGCCCCUUUCCAAAUGCAACCUGUGCAAAGCCCUCUAACAUACAACAAUGGCAGGUCUUACACUAUCUGCAAACUGUGAACUUCAGCAUGGAAGUGGGUGAAACUGUGUUUUUUGACAACAAAGGUGACUCUCCUGCAAGAUAUGAACUGAUAAACUUGCAAAGGGCCACAAAAAGUACAAUGGAAGUGGUCACCAUUGGCUACUAUGAUGCAACCCAUCCUAAAGACAAGAGGUUUACCAUGAAUAAUGUCAACAUUGUUUGGGCAGGAGGCAGACAAAAGGUGCCAGUGUCUGUUUGUAGUGAGCAUUGUCCCCCGGGCACCAGGAAGGCUUUACAGAAAGGAAAGCCUGUCUGCUGCUAUGACUGCAUACCCUGCCCACAAGGAGCAAUUAGCAACACAACAGAUGCAUCAGAUUGCCUGAAGUGCCCAAUGGAAUACUGGUCAAACCAGAGAGGUGACAUGUGUAUCAAAAAGGAAGUGGAAUUCCUAUCAUACACAGAAAUCAUGGGGAUGAUUCUGACAAUUUGUAGCUUACUUGGGGGAUUUUUAACUACAAUUAUAUUUGCAGUUUUCUUUUACUACAGACAAACUCCCAUUGUAAGGGCCAACAACUCAGAGCUGAGCUUCCUGCUGCUCUUCUCACUGAGUCUGUGCUUCCUCUGUUCACUUACUUUCAUUGGUCGGCCCUCUGAGUGGUCCUGUAUGCUGCGUCACACAGCGUUUGGAAUCACUUUCGUCCUCUGCAUCUCCUGUGUUCUGGGGAAAACACUAGUGGUGUUAAUGGCCUUCAGAGCUACACUUCCAGGCAGUGAUGUCAUGAAAUGGUUUGGGCCUCCACAGCAGAGACUCAGUGUAUUUGCCCUUACUCUCAUACAGGUUUUCAUCUGUGUGCUCUGGUUGACAACUUCUCCCCCUUUCCCUUAUAAGAACAUGAAUUACUAUCAGGAAAAAAUCAUAUUAGAAUGCCAUUUAGGUUCAGCUAUAGGUUUCUGGGCUGUGCUGGGUUAUAUUGGAUUCCUGGCUAGUUUAUGUUUUGUUUUAGCUUUUCUGGCUCGCAAACUGCCUGAUAACUUCAAUGAAGCCAAGUUCAUCACAUUCAGCAUGCUCAUAUUCUGUGCAGUUUGGAUCACUUUUAUCCCAGCUUACGUCAGCUCUCCUGGAAAGUUCACUGUAGCUGUGGAGAUAUUUGCCAUUUUGGCCUCAAGUUCUGGUUUACUAGUUUGUAUAUUCAUUCCAAAAUGUUAUGUUAUUCUUUUCAGGCCAGAUGAAAAUACAAAGAAACAUGUAAUGAGAAAAACACCAAAUUAG